ACCACAGACACAGAGAGAGGCUUCAUUCCCAGCCCAAAGAUCCAGCCCUACGCAUCCUGCGCUCAACACAAACCCGCUGUGUGUCAGUGUGUGUGUGUGUGUGCGCGUUUUCUCCGCCGUUUUCACGCGUGAAUCAAGGCCACGAGGAUUGAGGACAUACCGGGCCCUGGACAUCACCGUUUAAUUUAAAAACAAACUGUGAGAAUUACCUCUACUGCUCACUGAAGGCUUCUGAAGAAGAACAAAUAGCGAUAAACUAAAACACAGUCCUUCGGUCAUGCAGCGCACCUGCCAGACCUCCGCGGCCGGACCGGACUGUUGAAGAAACACCGGGCAACUUUUGGGGGAAGAAGUUGCCGUCAGAUCGGUUGUUGAAGCGAGGGGGUGGAGGGGGCAAACUAAGUCCCUCCAUCGAGUAGAAGCACCUUUUUUUCUUCACAUAUUCAUCCUUGAUAGGAAGGCGAAACGGCGACUUCAGUUGAUUAUCUGUCUUUCCUUGGCUAUCCAAUGGAUAUUCACUGCAAAGCAGAUCCCUUCACCGCGAUGCACUUAUCCCACGUAGGGCACGGGGGGGUAAACCAGCUCGGCGGGGUGUUUGUGAACGGCAGACCCCUCCCGGACGUGGUGCGGCAGCGGAUCGUGGAGCUGGCCCACCAGGGAGUUCGGCCCUGCGACAUCUCCAGACAGCUGCGGGUCAGCCACGGCUGCGUCAGCAAGAUCCUGGGCAGGUGGGUGAACACUCUCCGGACAAGCCCUGCAGCCAGGUAUUACGAGACUGGCAGCAUCAAACCCGGUGUGAUUGGUGGGUCUAAACCUAAAGUGGCCACUCCAAAAGUGGUGGACAAAAUUGCAGACUACAAGAGACAAAACCCCACCAUGUUUGCUUGGGAGAUCAGAGACAGACUGCUGGCGGAGGGCGUCUGCGACAACGACACAGUGCCCAGCGUCUCAUCCAUUAACAGGAUCAUCCGAACAAAAGUCCAGCAGCCAUUCCAUCCGUCUCCUGAUGGGUCGUCCCUGACGCCAGGCCAUACUAUAGUACCGAGCCAAGCCUCUCCGCCUGUAACCAGCGCCUCCAACGACCCAGCGGGAUCAUACUCCAUCAACGGGAUUCUGGGUAUCCCCCGAUCCAACGGCGAAAAGAGGAAAAGAGAUGAAGAUGGUUCAGAUGGUUCUGGCCCACACAGUGAUUCUCAGGGUAGUGUGGAGAGUUUACGGAAACACCUUAGGGCAGAUGCCUUCACCCAGCAGCAGCUGGAAGCGCUGGACCGGGUCUUUGAACGCCCCUCGUACCCUGACCACUUCCCUACAUCGGAGCACAUCAAACCCGAACAGGCUAAUGAGUACUCGCUCCCUGGCCUGAAUUCCAGGCUGGACGAAGUCAAGCCCAGUUUAUCCUCUAGCGUCAACCCAGACCUGGGCCCCAGCGUGUCGCAAAGCUACCCCGUAGGUCGAGAUAUGUCCAACACAACCCUACCUGGGUACCCCCCCCACGUUCCCCCCACGGGCCAGGGCAGCUAUCCGACCUCCACGCUCGCCGGAAUGGUUCCUGGGAGUGAGUUUUCGGGGAACCCCUACAGUCACCCACAGUACACAUCCUACAAUGACGCCUGGCGAUUCAGUAACCCAGCAUUACUAAGUUCCCCUUAUUAUUAUAGUGCCGCAUCCAGAGGCUCCGCCCCUCCAACUGCUGCCACUGCCUAUGACCGUCACUAGUUCCCAUGGGGACCAAAUCAACCUGCAGGACCCAUGGUGGAAGCAUGGUCCACUGGACACUGAGCAACUGCGCAUAAAAUCUUCCCGGCUCACGAUGAGAAACUAAAUUUUGGGGGGGGGGGGGGGGGGGGGGGAUUCCAGGCGACUUCUCUCCUCGCAGCUUUUUUUGGACACUUAAAGCCAAAAAAAUACCUACAAGAAGAUCAUCAGAGACACUAAAAUAAAAUCACCCGACACACAUGCUGAAAACUGUGGCUAAUUGCAGGAAGAAAAAAAGAAGAAAAAAAGACUAAAAACAAAGGUCUCGGAUCAAUACGGAACAUUCCUUUUCUUGACGGCUCUCAGCAGGGACGCGUCCAGAGCUUCAAAUGUAGCAGCAGCCUUUUUCUUUCCUGUUACCAUUCGUCUCCCACUCCGAUUCAGAUGGCAGCGCAAUGAGAUCAGAGGAGAUCAGCAGCAGCACACGCAGGCUGUGGCAGGCUAACGUUGUUUUGAUCCAUCUAAGCAGUCACCGACCAAACAUCCAGCAUGAGUAAAUCGAUCCUUUUUGAUGCCAUGAGAAGAUUAGGACAUGUUCUCUGUGAUACACAAUCAAGAUGUAAAAAUGAAAAUGAAGUAAAUAAAGAAACAUCCAUUUGAAAAUAGAGGGAGCCAUGACAAUAUAUCACCAUGGCCCGCUAUUUGCAAGAUUUCAAGAAACUAGUAAAUAUAUUCUUAAAAUGAUUUUUUUAUUUCAUUUUUAUAAUUCGUAAACGACUAAACUGCGGACUGCUUGGCUAGUGUGUUCCUAUUUCUUAUUUGUCUGGAUACAAAAUGUGAUCAGGCAAAACAUUUGUGUUUUUUGUUAAUUUUGCACUAUGUUGGAGCUUUGCAACACUGGAGCGUUAUUAUGCAGAAAAAUGACGAUGCAUAUUUGCUCUAUUUCAUGAAAUUGGCUGUAAGUCUAAUAAGUCUCAGUCUGAAAAGGCACUUCCCACGUUUUCCUGUAAUUCAAGGCCCAUCAUGUCACUGCCUUGACGUGCACUACUAUGUUCUCACCGCUUACAUUUCUAUUUAAGUUGAUUAAGUCUUUGGCAUUCAACCACAGAAAAAGGAUAUAACAGCCAUCCCAAGUCACACCAGUGUCAUUUGUCAAGUUUGAUUUCAUUCUGACGACUCUAAUAACGUCAAAAAGCAGGGCGACGAUUUCAGCUAAAUGCCUUAAACAUGUUCCCUCCUAACUUCAUGUUUCAGGCCGAGUUACUUCUUUAAAUCACGCUGGAAUGAUGGUUUCUUCAUCUGUCAAGUGAAUGUAUUUGCAUUUGCCAAAGACUUAGUUCUUGUUAGUGUUUAUUUACAGGCCGCCUAUAUGCAUCAUGAGAGCAGUAUUAUUAUUAUUAUUAUGAAUAUUAUUAUUAUUAUUAGGGAAACCCACGUUGUUCAUGAGGAAAAGUAUAUGUAUAAAUUCUAUGCAGUGCAGAGAUGGUCAUCAUAUGCAUAUUCAGCUGUAAACCUAAAGGUAGGUGGAGUUUAUUUAAUUGUUAUGUUAUUUACAAAUUGUUCAUUUUCGUAGAAGGAUUUUGUGUGUGUGAUGUGAAGACACUUCUCUGUAAAUACAGUCAGAAAAAUGGUCUUUCAUGUUCAUGGGUAUUAUCACUUUCAUUAUGCUGGUCUCACUUGUACAAUAAUAAAAGUGUCUGAAAUCUUUUACGCAAAA
This is a messenger RNA of Gymnodraco acuticeps, 3412 nucleotides long. RefSeq names its product paired box 2b (gene pax2b). The record is from RefSeq and is a predicted model, not a curated record. Bases 508 to 1716 code for a protein of 402 amino acids. The transcript has 10 exons. Gene Ontology annotation, molecular function: RNA polymerase II cis-regulatory region sequence-specific DNA binding; DNA-binding transcription factor activity, RNA polymerase II-specific. Gene Ontology annotation, biological process: anatomical structure development; regulation of transcription by RNA polymerase II. Lineage: Eukaryota; Metazoa; Chordata; Actinopteri; Perciformes; Bathydraconidae.